AGUGCUAUUUGACGCGUUUGACGGAUUUUGGUUGCCUGGAAAUCGGCAUUAAUAAAAUUAUACCAUAAUUUUCUCGUUCUUAAGUGAAACACUAUGUGCUAAGUGGUAAAUCGGGCAUUAAAUUAAAGCUACAAAAUGGUGAUACCCAGCCCGUUCGUCUAUUGGGCGCAAACAGAGAAAGAGGUUUCCUUGAAGAUCGACUUGAAAAAUGUUGUAAAACCCGAUGUGAAUGUUCUGGAAAGCAAGAUUAAAUUCUCCGCCGACGGCAUAGGUGCUCAUGGCAAAACACUUUACGAGUUUAGCUUAGACUUGUUCUCUCCGAUAAAAUCGAUUGAAUCUGACAGCGAGUACCCAACAACGGUGCGCAUAUUCGACAAUCGUGUGGAAGUGAUUCUGGUAAAGGAGAAACCAUCAUGGUGGCCCCGACUGACAGCACAACCACAAAAGCCGGCCUGGGUGAAGAUAAACUUCGACCUGUGGACGACGGAGGAUGGAUUGGAGAGCGAGGAUGAGACUCGUGACGUCAUGAAGGACUACCCCGGGAUGUAUGAUAAGCUGCAAAAAGAGGAAUUUGGCUAUAGGAAAGAAGACUACAAAAAAGUAUACCUCAUCCUCUACAACCUGUUCCAAUUCGUGGGCUUCUCUUACGUACUAGCGGUCAUGGCGGUCCGCUACAUGAAGCUUGAGGGGCUCUCAAUCGCCGACACUUAUGAGCACGUGGGACCCGCUAUGAAGUUCUUACAACUCAUGCAGUAUCUAGAAGUUAUGCAUCCCAUGUUCGGAUAUACUAAGGGAGGCGUUUUAGUCCCGUUCCUGCAAGUAAGCGGCCGCGCGAUGGUCCUGUUUGCCAUGAUCGAAGCCGAGCCUCGAAUGCAGACGAAACCCGUAGUUUUCUACCUGUUCAUAGUAUGGAGUCUCAUAGAAGUCGUCAGAUACCCAUACUACAUCACCCAACUCUAUAAAAAAGAGGUCUACAUCCUCACCUGGCUCCGCUACACCAUGUGGAUCCCUCUUUACCCCAUAGGCGUCGUCUGUGAAGCCAUCGUCCUAAUUCGAAAUAUACCUUACUUCGAGGAAACGCAAAAAUUCACGAUAUCUCUACCCAACGCUUGGAACUUCGCUUUCCAUAUGCCAACUGCCUUACGAGUAUAUUUAUUACUUCUAAUGUGUCCUGGCUUAUACUUCGUUAUGAGCCAUAUGCAUAAGUUGAGAACAGUCAAGCUGAAACCUAAAGUAGUUAUAAAGAAGUCUAAAUAGCAUAACGCCCUGGGUAAGGCAGCGUCAGAUUUGGUGAAAUUGUGCACUGUUCUUUGGAUAGCACAUAUUACUGGUAUGGACGUUGUCUUUACUAAAAUAACGUGGGCAUUUUAUCGUGAUGUUUGCCAAUUUUUGGAAAUUGAAGAUAAAUGCAAUUUGAACUAGUAAAAUGUGCAUAAGGUCAAUUUGGAUAAGAGAUACAUAUGAGCUGAACCGUAUAAGAAUUUAUCUGACCUCAUCGGAUGGAGUCCCAGAUAUAAAAUAGUACAUUACGAUACAAGUGCGAAAAAUAGGAAAUUCGAAACGAGUGGCGAUAAAUUAAAACACGACCGAAGGGAGUGUUUUAAAUCGACACGAGUUGCGAAUUACCUAUUCGCACAUGUAUCGUACAACGUUUUACAGUACAUAUGGCCCUUUAAAUGUUCGACACAGUAACGUAAUAUGCUACUUCUCGCACUAGUGCUACAAAGUAGCCCCAUAUGUACUGUAAAUUAUAGUUUUAUUGCCCAACUAUUAUACAAUACUGCUUUGUACUAAAAUGAACGAUCGGGCAAAUUGGGGCAAUGGAAUUCAUAGUAUCAAGCAGGGAUCGGAACCGGUUUUUUGGAAAAACUCUGAAAUAGACAUAUAUUUCGGUUUAUUGUAUACUCCAAAUAUAGGACUCGGUUGUGUUUUUAGAUAACGACUUCGUAUUAUUAGAUUGCCCAAUUAGAAAUGAAAUAAUUAACAAAGAACGAAAAAAUACCGUUUUCGUUCCCAUACAAAAAAUACCGGUUUUCGAUCCCUGGUAUCAAGAACGGAGAAGAUGAAGUAAACAUGUAUGUCGUGAAACUUAUUGCUUUAAAAUAAGGUCAACUAAUAGUCAAAACUAAAUUUUAUCAAGCAUAUACGUCUGCGAGCGAUAGUACAGUCACGUAUGAAAAUAUCGAUACGGACAAAGUGUCAUAAUAUGUAUACACGACCUUAUUGCCCAUAUAUUAUGGUAGUGUGUACAUAUUUUUGACACUAUGUCCGUAUAGAUAUUAUUAGACGUGAUUCUAAAACAUGAUCAGGUAAACUAGUACGUUGAUGUUUGUACCGAGUAAAGUCAAUUUUAGGUGUAUAAUUCUUUAUAAUAAAAUUACAUUUCAUGUGUUCAUGACAAAAUUGGUAAGUAUUAGAUCGUGUUUUGUAUUAAAAUGAAGUCAUGUUCAUGAAAAGAUUGGUAUUAAUUAAAUCAUUGUAUUGAAAUUAAAAUUCGUGUUUAAAAGACUUAAAUAUGUCAUCAGGAUGUCAGUUGCAAAUUUCUGGGAAAUCGCAUACGUAGGUUUGCUUUCAUCGGCAUUUUGUGAUUGUCACGAAUAAAUGUCUAUUAUUUUGACAGCCCAGACAGUGCAUGUGUUAUUUUAAACGUCAAACUUCUAUGAAAUUAUAACUUUUACUUAACACUUGCACAAAAUCAAAAUCGCUGCCAACUUAGCUUGGUCUGACUUUAUUUCUACAUACGCAAAACAUCUUCAGUCUGAAAUAGUUUUGGAGGCCUCGAUAUUUAGUUGACUUUACCUGUCACUUAUGGUUAUAAAAAAUACAUGUUCCGUUUAUUUUGAGGGCUUUAAAAAUACUGAUAUGCAUAUUAUGUGAAAGUACAAGAAAUUAGUUUUAUUUGGUGUUUAUUCUAUUCUUAUCCAUUAUUUUAUGAUAAUGAUGAUACCUACCUAUACAGGUGUUUAUUUAGUUACCUGCAAUAAAUAACGGGGUGAAUAGACGGGGUGACCUUUAUUAUUCUAUUUUAUGUUUAGGUUUCGUUUCAAAUUUAAUAUUGUUUAUUUAAAUGAAUAGUAAAAUGUAGUGUAAUGGAAUAUGCAAUGUUUAGUCAUGUAGAAUCAGUGUGUAGUUUUAAGUAGGUGUAUGGGAAUUCGGUUCAUUUAAUUUUAGUGUCUAUCUAUACUCUGUAUCUUUAGGUAUUUAAAUAAAAGUAAACAAAAUCUACCCUCAAAUGGCUCCUUAAGCCAGUUGAGGUUAGAUGAAAACACUACAUGAUCAAAUGUGUCGCUUAACUUCAAACUCAGAUAAAUCCAUUCGACCCUCUAAGCAAAUAUCUACCCUAUUACCUUUUCAUAAUACCGAAAUCGCAUAAUCUGACAGAUGGAUUUACCUGAGUUUGAAGCUAAGCGACUCAAAUAAUGUAGGUUAAAGUCAGGUUGUUCGGUGACAGAUCCAGGCGGUUUUGUAUUUGGUUGGUUAACCAAUAAAUGUUAUAACUACCCGAAAAUGUACAAAUUAUUUGUUUACCUUUAUUAAAUUUAUACCUAAAGAUACAGAGUAUAGGUUUCAACUUAGGUACCCUGGACUGGUUCUAGUCUUGCCUUUAAUGAAUAAGACUUGGCCACUUGGCUUGUAUGUGAUAAGGUAAACUCGAUAAGAAACCACGCUUGACCACUAUUUUUUGCAGCAUUGUACCUUUCCUGUUUAAAUGUCAAAAAUCAAAUUAAAUAUACAAUGUGUUUGUCCACGUAUAGUGGAGCCGUUAACCACGUAUUGUACGAUGAAUUUUAUCAACCUCUACUCAACCAUUUUAAAACUGCACCCCUUCAAAGUUAUGGCGCUAAACACGACUGACCUUGGUUAAUGUAUCAUUA
Messenger RNA from Cydia pomonella (codling moth), 3875 nucleotides. RefSeq names its product very-long-chain (3R)-3-hydroxyacyl-CoA dehydratase (gene Hacd2). Gene Ontology annotation, cellular component: endoplasmic reticulum membrane. Gene Ontology annotation, biological process: sphingolipid biosynthetic process; very long-chain fatty acid biosynthetic process; fatty acid elongation. Gene Ontology annotation, molecular function: 3-hydroxyacyl-CoA dehydratase activity. Lineage: Eukaryota; Metazoa; Arthropoda; Insecta; Lepidoptera; Tortricidae. The transcript is spliced from 6 exons. The record is from RefSeq and is a predicted model, not a curated record. The coding region runs from base 136 to 1257 and encodes 373 amino acids.